Messenger RNA from Drosophila obscura, 3846 nucleotides. It is a transcript of the gene Srrm1, whose product is annotated as serine/arginine repetitive matrix protein 1. The record is from RefSeq and is a predicted model, not a curated record. Bases 338 to 3289 code for a protein of 983 amino acids. Gene Ontology annotation, cellular component: spliceosomal complex. Gene Ontology annotation, biological process: mRNA processing; regulation of mRNA splicing, via spliceosome. The transcript has 5 exons. Gene Ontology annotation, molecular function: RNA binding. Lineage: Eukaryota; Metazoa; Arthropoda; Insecta; Diptera; Drosophilidae.
ACCGUUUUCACGCAUAUAUUUUAUUUCGCGAAGAAAAAUUACAAGCCGAAAACAAGCAAAACGUAAUUGUUUUUCGCCGCAUUAGUUUUCCAUCAAAAGCAAUUAAAGCGCAACGCAUCCCAACCCCCGGCCAUCCUUAAACGCACACACACACCGAAAACGACGCUGCAUGUGUGCGUGUGUAUAGACAAUUGUCUUGCGUGGUGCCGGGUUACAUAUUUUUAUUGAAUUUUUCUCGUGGGCCUGCCAAAACAAAUGUGCAUGCAGUAGAAGGGCCACAAAUUGGCGGCAGCUUAAAUAAAACCCCGUAAACACAGAGAAAAAACACGGUCUAGGAAUGAUGUUCACGGGCACCAACCAGCAGCAGGACACUCGGUUCAGCGACAAGGAAAAGAAACUUAUGAAACAAAUGAAGUUCGGCGACUGCCUGAGCAAGCGCGUGGACAUGUCCAAGGUGAAGCUGGACGUGCUGCGGCCGUGGAUCAGCAAGAAAAUCACCGACAUUCUCAACAUCGAGGACGAUGUUGUGGUGGAGUUUGUAUACAACCAGCUGGAGGAGGAGAAGUAUCCAUGUCCCAAGAAAAUGCAAAUAAAUAUGACGGGAUUCCUCAAUGGGAAAAAUGCCCGCCAGUUUAUGGGCGAACUGUGGGCUCUGCUGCUCUCGGCCCAGGACAGUGACUCUGGCAUCCCGGCUGAGUUCAUACAGCAAAAAAAGGAUGAGAUACUCAAGCGCGAGGAGGAGCUACAGCAACGCCAGCGUGACCGAUCCCGCUCACGUUCUCGCUCUUCGCGCGGCAACUCCCGGCGUGACCGUCAGCGGGAUCGAUCUCCAAAUGGUGGCAAAUCCAAGUCCCGCUCCCGUUCGCGCUCUGCGAAGCCAGCCAACAAUGGCUCGGUACCAAGUGCCGCCCGUGAGGCAGCAGCCAAUGCAGCGGCUCGGAUUCGCAAGCGCGGCGGCUCACCCUCGGCCGCCCGUCCUGCCUCCAGGGAGCGGCGACCCAGCCGUCGACCGCGUUCCCGCUCUCGCCAGAAGACGCGCUCUGGCUCGCGAGCGUCUGCCAAAAAGGCAGCCUCCUCGGACCCACCACCAACCAAGGCUGUCAACGGACGUCACUCGGCGGGGGACAAGUCGCCCGUACAGCCCAAGGGCAAAAAGUCGCGCUCACGCUCCAGAUCGCGUUCCCCACGCAGCCGCUCUAGAUCCAACGGCAAGCGUUCCCGUUCCCGCAGCUCCUCGCCCCGCAGUCGACGACGUGGCCGCUCCAGCAGCAUUUCCCUGUCCCCCGAACGCAAUCAGGAUCAGUUCGAGCAUCGUCGCAACAAGAACAGUGUCCAGAACAAACGUCAGUAUCGCAAUAAUCGCGGCGACUCGGCCAGCUCCAUGGAGCGGGGCAAUGACCGUGGACGCCAGUUUGGUGGCGGCGGCGGAGGAGGAGGCGGCCGCCGAGGCAGGCGCUUUUCACCACGCGGUGGUAACCGCAGUCCCAUGCGUCAGGAUAAUGGUGGAGGCGGCGGCGGUGGACGUUUCCAGCGCUCCAAUUCGAGACGUCGCUCACGUUCCCGUCGACUCUCCCGUUCUCCCAUGCGAUACUCUCGGUCUCCCAGGCGAUUUAACAAUCGCCGUCGGUCGCCCAUGAUGCACUAUCGGGGUGGAGGUGGUCGUGGCGGUGGACGCGGCGGCGGCGGCGGUGGUGGUGGUGGUGGCGGUGGUCAUCGCCAGAUGUGGCAGCAUCGCGGCGGAUCACCAAACAUGCGUGGAGGCGGUCGCAUCCACUGGCAGGCGAGAUACAGCCCCGGCGGCGGUGGUGGUGGACGAGGUGGCGGCGGCGGCAUGGGGCGCUUCGAUCGUCGCCAGUCACCGCACCAGAAUCGCUACAACCGGGAUCAUCGGCCAUCGGACGCACAGGGACAGCCGUUCCGGAAAUUUUCACCCCAUUCUGGGCCGGGUCGUCGCUUUUCCUCGCCGCAGCGCCGCAACUCGCGCGAUCGUCGCCCGAAUUCUCGGGAACGUCGCAGCUCACCGGGGGGCCAUGUCAAUCGCUGGGACAAUCCGCCACCGGCCAGGCAUCGACGAUCCACGUCGGAGAGCUCUGCAGAGCCGGCUGGACGGCAGCAGCGACAGCGCAGUGCCAGUCCCGCUGAGAAACGUGGACGCAGUCGUAGUCGCAGCCAUGAGAGGAGUCGCAGUCAUGUGAGGAGCCGCAGCCGCUCCAGUCCGCGACCAAGCCGCAAGCGAGACAGUCCUAUUGCUGAGCGUUCUUCGGUGGAGUUCAGCGGCCCGGCCGUCAACACUAUCGAUCUCUGUCGCGAGGAGCAGCAGCACCAGCAGCGUAAAUCCAAUCCAGAGACGCUCAAGGUCGUCGAGCAGCCAGCAGCAGUAGCAGCAACAGUACGCAGCACUUAUGCCAGUCUGUCCCGCACUCCAUCACCGUUCCUUAAACCGCACGAGCGUUCGGCCGCCGCUUUAUCAGCCGCUGCCGCCACCGUCUCCGUAUCCAAGGCUGUUCCAAAGAAAUCCCGCAGGAGUCAAAGCAGCAGCUCCGACAGCAGCGCCGACAGUGAUGACAGUGACGAUCCGCCGGCGCGCCGCAAGAUCCAGCAAAAGAAGCUGCCAGCUCCCGUGGAGGUGGCCAAGUCACAGUCAAAGUCGAAAUCGCAACGCAGCUCGGACACCUCCAGCAGCAGCGACCAGAGCGACGAUGACAACUCGAGCAUCGACGAUAAGUUGAAAAAGAAGAAGCAUCAGCAGCAGCAACAACAGAAAGUGGCGGCCGUCAAGCUGGACAAACGUCGCUCGGACAAGAAACUCAAGCGGCCCACCUCCAGUGCAGAGGAAUCUACGGGCGUUGAAGUGGAGGCGGCAAGACCAGGCAGCAGUCGCAAGCGUAGCCAUAAGAAACCCCGACGAGAUGAGGGCGGCGAUGUGAGCGAUUCUGAGGAGGAGAAUGCGCCCAAAAAGAAGCGCAAGAAGUCCAAGAAGGCGGCGGACACAUCCGACAGCGACUCUGAGGACUCGUCCAAGAAGAAGAAGCAUAAGAAACACAAAAAACACAGCAAGAAAAGCAAAAAACACAAGAAGCAUAAGAGGAAGAGCAGCGGAGGAAAGACUCGCCCGGACACAAGCUCCCAAGGCAGCAGCGACGAGGAGGAGCAGUCGGGAUUGGCGCCAAAGCGCAAUGGGAAACUGCCGCUGCUGCUCGCUGGCGGCACCGGCCCGGGGGGCAUUAACGAAGAUCUGGAGAAACAAUUGCGGGAGCGCGCAUUGAAAUCCAUGAAGAAGUUGGACUGAACCACACACACAGACUAUACGAAAAUGAUUGCCCAUAACCAGACAUACAGACACCCUGGAUGCACUCAAUCACACACGCACGCACUCACACAGUUGGAAAACUCCUUAGCCCACAUAGAACAGACAGACGUACGUAGCCAUUAAAAUUAUAAAAAACUACAUUUACAUUUACACCAACUAAACAUUCAUUGAUUGUAUACAUUGUAUUUCUUAAAAUGUAUUUCAUACCUUUAAGUUCUUUGCCUAAAAAAAAAAAAACAGAAUAGCUACUAUAAAACCACGCGAACAUUAAGCAAAUGAAUACAAUUUGUAUUAUGUACAAACAAAACAUAAAAAAAAACAUUAAAAUAAUAACCUAUAAACGAUAUAUAGCCCCCAAGUGGUUUUAUAAACGAAAGAAAAGAAAAGAUCCAUUCGGCAAUUUGUAAUGUUGCCUCAGUUUAAUUUAUAAGUAGGUUUUACAAAUGUAAUUAUUAAUGCCUGAAUCAAGAAAAGUGUGUUUGAGAGAGCAUUAACUAUUGAGAAAUAAACACAAAUGUAAAAUUAUUACAAGUCUU